Musa acuminata AAA Group (dessert banana) is the source of this 2613-nucleotide messenger RNA. Its product is annotated as CSC1-like protein HYP1. The record is from RefSeq and is a predicted model, not a curated record. Gene Ontology annotation, cellular component: plasma membrane. Lineage: Eukaryota; Viridiplantae; Streptophyta; Magnoliopsida; Zingiberales; Musaceae. The transcript has 10 exons. Gene Ontology annotation, molecular function: calcium-activated cation channel activity. Bases 234 to 2378 code for a protein of 714 amino acids.
GGAACUGGGUCGUUGCUGAAGUCGUGCACUCGUGGCGUGAAGUAGCGCCCACGAGGACGAUACUGCUCUCUUCUUCCCAAAGCUUCCGUUCGGCUCUCCCACGCGGCUCUCCCACACCCACAAAUCUCCUCUCCAAAGAUCCCUGUAGGGUUCCUUUUCCGGAGGUUUCUUCGUGCUCGAGGUAGGGAAUCGAGUGAAGUGAAGAAAAUCGAGGUACGUUCUUGGGUGAUGAGAUGAUCGUCUCGGCUCUGCUAACGUCGGUGGGGAUCAAUCUUGGCCUUUGCGUCUUCUUCUUUGCUCUCUACUCCGUCCUCCGGAAGCAGCCGUGCAAUCUCAAGGUCUACGCCCCGCGCCUCGUCGCGGAGGGACGCGCCGGCCAGCGCAGCCACUUCAACAUCGAGGCCCUCCUUCCCUCCGCAGGUUGGGUACGUAGGGCGUGGCAACCGUCUGAGGAUGAGCUCCUUAACUCAUGCGGUCUCGACGGUGUCGUCUUCAAUCGCAUCUUCAUCUUCAGUCUGAGGGUGUUUUCUGUCGCUGCGAUCAUAGGGAUAUUUGUUCUUCUCCCCGUUAAUUAUUUGGGAGAUCAUCUUCGGGAUAUUGACUUUUCUGAUCUUCCAAACAAGUCUCUUGAUUUGUUCACCAUCUCAAAUGUAAAAGACAGCUCUAAUUGGUUGUGGGUUCAUUUUUCUGCUGCAUAUUUCAUCACAGGAGUAGUGUGCUAUCUGUUGUAUGCUGAGUACAAAUAUAUCUCUAAUAAGAGGAUUUCUCACUUUAGUUCUUCCAAACCACAACCGCAUCAUUUCACCAUUCUUGUUCGUGAUAUCCCUUUACAUGGUAUGAGUUCCUUAAGCGAUACUGUGGAGACUUUUUUCAUGGAUUAUCAUCCAUCAGACUACUUGGCCAGUACCGUGGUUCGCCGGACGAGCAAGCUCCGAGGUCUAAUUACAGACACUGAGAAUCUCUAUAGGAGAAUUACCCACCUAAAAUCCAUACCAAGUUCCUCGCAAAACCAAAGUCACACUGGCUUUCUAGGAUUGUUCAGGAAAAACGGCGACCUUAUGGGCCACUAUGCAAAACAAUUGGAAGAUUUAGAGCAGAAUGUCAGAUUAGAGCAGUCAGAUAUUUCUGCUGGAAGAGAGGAAGUCCGUGCUGCCUUUGUUUGCUUCAGAUCUCGGUAUGGUGCUGCGAAGGCUCUUCAUAUCCGACAAUCUACUAAUCCCACUGAAUGGGUAACAGAACACGCUCCUGAACCUCAUGAUGUCUACUGGCCCUUUUUCUCUACAUCAUUCACACAAAGAUGGAUUUCCAAGUCGGUGGUCGUUGCAGCAUCUGUUCUGUUGAUAGUUUUGUUUCUUCUAGUCGUUGCAUUUGUUCAAGGUUUGACAUACUUGGAACAGUUGGAGGCAUUAUUGCCUUUCUUGAAGAACAUACUGAAAAUAGCCGUUGUCAGUCAAAUAGUAACAGGCUAUCUUCCCAGCCUUCUUCUUCAUCUUGUUGCAUCUCUUGUGCCUCCUAUCAUGAAGCUUUUCUCUGCCAUGCAAGGCUAUAUUGCCAUUAGUGAGAUUGAGAAAAGUGCUUGCAAUAAGAUGCUCUUAUUUACGAUAUGGUUCCUCUUCUUUGCAAAUGUGCUCACUGGAUCAGUUACAAGUCAAUUUCAGAUAUUCCUUGAUCCAAAAACUAUUCCUGAAAGACUAGCUGUUGCUGUGCCAGCGCAGGCUUCAUUUUUCAUUGCAUAUGUGGUAACAUCAUGGACUAGCUUAUCUUGGGAGCUUAAUCGCACAAUCGCUUUUAUUGGUGAUCUAAUAAGCAGACGUUGUUCUAAGACCAAUGAUGAUGAGUUCCAGAUACCAUCUAUCCCAUACUAUAGUGAAAUACCUAGAGUUCUAUUAUUUGGGCUCCUUGGGUUUACUUACUUUCUUUUAGCUCCACUAAUUCUGCCAUUCAUAUUGGUGUUCUUCUGCAUUGGGUACAUUAUCUACCGGAAUCAGCUACUAAAUGUGUAUCAGCCAAAGUAUGACACUGGUGGAAGGUUUUGGCCUAUUGUUCACAACACCACGAUAUUCUCUCUUGUACUUAUGCAGAUAAUUGCAGUUGGAAUAUUUGGGCUUAAGAAGCUUCCUCUUGCAUCAUCCUUAAUUUUACCACUUCCAGCGCUUACCCUUCUUUUUAAUGAUUAUUGCCGAAAGCGCUUUCUUCCUAUUUUUCAUGAUUUCGCAGCUGAGACUUUGAUAAAGAAAGAUCGAGAAGAUCGGAAUGAUCCAGCAAUGGAAGAAUUUUUCGACAAACUCGACACUGCAUACCGUGAUCCAGCUCUGAUGCCAAUUCGUCACUCGACAAACUCGAACGACCACAAUUCCCCCUUGCUCUCUAAAGUUUAAAAAUCAGAUAGGAUCUCUUUCUUGCUGGUUGUUGCGCGUUAUAAGUCAUCCACCAGGGUUUCGGGUGCUGGUUGACAAGGAAGGUGAAAUGUAAACUAGGAAUGGUUGCAAUCUUCCUUUUGCUUUUGUUGUAAUAUGGACUUUUCAGUGUUCAUUACCUGAUUGGCUCAGUUGAUACCUUCUAUUGUUUAUAAGUCAUAUGAUCCCCUUUCCAAAUAGAUUGUUGUUCUUGUUA